Messenger RNA from Alternaria incomplexa, 1341 nucleotides. RefSeq lists its product as uncharacterized. The coding region runs from base 1 to 1341 and encodes 446 amino acids. Gene Ontology annotation, molecular function: ATP binding; kinase activity; ATP hydrolysis activity. NCBI's taxonomy places the organism in Eukaryota, Fungi, Ascomycota, Dothideomycetes, Pleosporales, Pleosporaceae. Gene Ontology annotation, cellular component: cytoplasm. The record is from RefSeq and is a predicted model, not a curated record. The transcript has 2 exons.
AUGGCCUCGGCAGGCCGCAGAACGCACUACGAACCGCCGUGGGGCAACGCGAGCAUUAUUGGUGUAGCUGGUAGUUCUGGAUCUGGAAAAACUUCUCUGGCACUGGCGAUAGUGGCAUCUUUGAACUUGCCAUGGGUUGUCAUCCUGUCUAUGGAUUCGUUCUACAAGCCUCUGACGCCAGAGCAAUCUGCAGCGGCUUUCCGGAACGAAUUCGACUUUGAUUCGCCCGACGCUAUAGAUUUCGACAUCCUGGUCGAGCGCUUGAAGGACAUCAAGAGUGGCAAGGUGGCUGAAGUGCCUAUAUACUCUUUCCAAAAACACGCCCGCCUUUCCAAAACGACCACGAUCUACUCGCCGCACGUCAUAAUUCUAGAAGGCAUCUUUGCUUUGCAUGACCAACGCGUGCUCGACCUCCUGGAUCUCAAGAUAUUUGCGGAAGCCGACGCUGACCUGUGUCUCUCGAGACGUCUCGUACGGGAUGUGAAAGAACGCGGACGCGACAUCGAAGGAUGCAUCAAACAAUGGUUCGCUUUCGUAAAGCCAAACUUCUACAAAUACGUUGCGCCGCAAAGGGAGAUUGCUGAUCUCAUCAUUCCAAGAGGUAUUGAGAACAAGGUCGCAAUCACCAUGGUGAGCAAUCAGGUUCGACAGACGCUAGAAAGCAAGAGCAUACAGCAUCAGACGGAGCUGAGACGACUGGGCAAGAUCGCGGAAGAUAGCCCAUUGAGCGAUAAUGCUAUCGUACUGCAACAAACGAACCAAAUCAAGGGAAUGCACACCCUGUUACUCAACCCGACCACGUCGAGAGAAGACUUUAUCUUCUACUUCGAUCGCAUGGUCGCGCUUUUGGUCGAGAAAGCUGCGGAUUUCUUGCCUUUUGAGUCACACAAAAUCACUACGCCCCAAGACUACACGUACCAGGGACUCAAGAAGGCUGCGGAAAUCAGCGCAGUAGUAGUCUUACGUGGUGGAAGUGCAUUCGAAACGGGCCUUCGAAGAACCAUUCCAGACUGCAGGACUGGGAGAGUAUUGAUCCAGACAAACUACAGGACUGGAGAACCGGAGUUGCAUUACCGGGCUCUUCCCGAGAACAUCGCAGAGCAUGGACUGGUCUUGGUUCUAGAUCCGCAAUUCUCCACAGGUGCAGCGGCAUUGAUGGCGGUCAGGGUACUGGUUGACCAUGGCGUACCGGAGAACAGAGUUGUCUUUGUGACAUAUACGGCAGGGCGCGUAGGUCUUAACAGGGUGUUGAGCGUGUUCCCCGACAUUAAGAUUGUGGUCGCAAGGCUGGGUCAUGACGAAGAGGCGCGUUGGAUCGAAACUAAGUACUUGGGAUGCUGA